AUCCCGUCUCCUUGCUGCUUGCUAGUAUCCUGGGUCUGGAUCACUUGCGAAGUGGGAAACCGUGGGCCUUGGGUGUUAUUCGGGGCAGUUACCGAGAGAGGGUUGUUGGAGUAUAUAUAACAAGUCUGGAGUAGGUUAUCUUUGUGGGCGAAAGUAUACAUCGAAUUCCGACCUCGACUUCGUAUACGAUUCUCGUAACCCGAAACAUCACACGCUGCAUUUCGAUCCCCGUAACCCCUAACCCCUAAGAGGCCCUCGAACAUCAUGUCCGAACAAGAACUCCAAGCUUACCGAGCCGAAGUAGAAGCCGUCAAAGAAUGGUGGAAGCACCCCCGUUUCUCCAGAGUCAAACGGACCUACACCGCAGAAGAGGUCGUCAACAAGCGCGGUACCCUCCCUAUCGCUUACCCGUCGAACGCGAUGGCCAAGAAGAUGUGGGCGCUUUUGGAGAGUAAAGCGAGGGGGGAAGGUGGGGGGUGUAGUAUGACUUAUGGCGCCCUCGACCCCGUCCAACUCACCCAGAUGGCCAAGUACCUAGAGACAGUCUACGUAUCAGGCUGGCAAUCAUCCUCGACCGCCUCUUCUUCCCUAGAACCCGGCCCGGAUCUCGCCGAUUACCCUUCGAAUACCGUCCCCCUGAAGGUGGCGCAGCUGUUCACGGCGCAGUUGUUCCAUGAUCGGAAACAACGGUUUACUAGGUUGACUACACCCAAGGAUAAGAGGGAGGGGUUGGGGAAGCCGGUUGAUUAUUUGAGACCUAUUGUUGCGGAUGCUGAUACCGGCCAUGGUGGACUGACGGCUGUCAUGAAGUUGGCCAAGAUGAUGGUGGAAGCCGGAGCAGCUGGGAUCCACAUCGAAGAUCAAGCACCUGGUACGAAGAAAUGCGGCCACAUGGCCGGUAAAGUCCUCGUCCCCAUCUCCGAACACAUCAACCGUCUCGUCGCCAUCCGAUUACAAUACGACAUUAUGGGGGUCAACAACCUCGUCAUCGCCCGAACGGACUCUGAGGCGGCGACGUUGAUCACGUCCAACGUCGACGAGAGGGACCACGCGUUCAUCCUCGGGACCACCAACGCCGAGUUGAAACCGUUGGUCUCGAUCAUGCACGCGGCCGAGUCCAAGGGGCAUUCUGGGGAUCAACUCCAGGCUCUCGAGGACGAAUGGCUCAAACAAGCCCGGUUGGAGCUUUACCCACAGACCUUGGCCCGGGCGCUCAAAUCCCGAGGCGUCUCCACGCAAGACGUCCAGCGCUUCACCGACAAAGUCUCCGGGACGGCGCAUGCGAGCCGUGAAGAGUCUCUCCGGGUUGCCAAAGAAGAGUUUGGGUUGAAGCAGGAACCGUAUUGGAACUGGGACGCUCCGAGGACGAGGGAAGGGUUUUAUCGAUACCAGGGGGGUACCAAGUGUGCCAUCAACCGAGCGAUCGAGUUUGCGCCGUUUGCCGACCUCUUGUGGAUGGAGACCAAAUCGCCCAUCUACGCUCAAGCCAAAGAGUUUGCCGACGGCGUCCACGCCAAACGACCCGGUCAUUGGUUGGCAUACAACCUCUCGCCUUCAUUCAACUGGAGGGCUGCCGGGCUGAACGACCAGGAUAUGAAGGAAUACGUCUGGAAGUUGGGCGCGCUCGGGUUCAUUUGGCAAUUCAUCACCCUCGCCGGACUCCACACCAACGCCCUGAUCUCGAACCGGUUCGCCAAAGCCUUCGCCGUCGACGGCAUGAAGGCCUACACGACGAUGAUCCAAGAACAAGAGAUCGCCGACGGGUGCGAGGUCGUCAAACACCAAGCCUGGUCCGGAGCCGAGUAUGCCGACGCCAUGCUCAUGACCGCAACCGGUGGGAUCAGCAGUACCAGCGCGAUGGGUGGCGGAGGGUCGACAGAGACGCAGUUUAGUGGGAUCAACCUGAGCAAGCUUUGAUCCGGUGGUAUGAUGCAGGAAAUAGAAUGGAUGGAAUUGCCGUUGUAUAGAUAAUCAAGCACGGAAACAGUGAAGAGUCGUUUGGCAUAAAGAUGCAAUGUCGUGAUAUGAUAUGUAUUAUGAGUCGAAAGGGUAUAUUGCUCUUGAGAACCGUUCCUGUC
Molecule: messenger RNA, 2078 nt
Organism: Filobasidium floriforme
Lineage: Eukaryota; Fungi; Basidiomycota; Tremellomycetes; Filobasidiales; Filobasidiaceae
Product: isocitrate lyase
Exons: 7
Coding region: 265-1917 (550 amino acids)
Biological process (GO): carboxylic acid metabolic process
Molecular function (GO): isocitrate lyase activity
Source: RefSeq, a predicted model, not a curated record